AUGGCCGUCACCAAAUAUAAAGAAAGUGAAAUGUGUAGCAGUUCCAUAUUCAAUCAGAUAGAUCCAUAUGAACCUGAAGUUGAUUUCCAAACAUUUUAUGCUGAUAACGAGAAUAUUCAAAAUGAKGACCUGGUUGCCUGGGUAACAACAGGAAUGAUGCACGUACCUCACACGGAAGACAUUCCAAAUACGGCAACGGCGGGAAAUACAGCGGGCUUCUUUUUACGWCCUUUCAACUUCUUUGAUGAAGAUCCAUCUGUGCGCUCAAGGGACGCCAUUGUCAUCACACCAAAGGACAAGAAAUUUACCGACGCGAAAGUUGAAAGGUUUGGAACCCCAGAUGGUCCGAAGUGCAUUCCCGAAAAAAAGCCUUUCAAAUUUACUGGUUCGUAUGGAUAUGCUUAA
Messenger RNA from Exaiptasia diaphana, 405 nucleotides. RefSeq names its product amiloride-sensitive amine oxidase [copper-containing]-like. Gene Ontology annotation, cellular component: plasma membrane. Gene Ontology annotation, molecular function: quinone binding; copper ion binding; primary methylamine oxidase activity. The record is from RefSeq and is a predicted model, not a curated record. The transcript has a single exon. The coding region runs from base 1 to 405 and encodes 134 amino acids. NCBI's taxonomy places the organism in Eukaryota, Metazoa, Cnidaria, Anthozoa, Actiniaria, Aiptasiidae. Gene Ontology annotation, biological process: amine metabolic process.